Dermacentor andersoni is the source of this 705-nucleotide messenger RNA. Lineage: Eukaryota; Metazoa; Arthropoda; Arachnida; Ixodida; Ixodidae. The record is from RefSeq and is a predicted model, not a curated record.
AUGCCGGAUCACGGACGAGGACGGGUGCACCGUUUUCGCGACCACGUCGUCGCCGGCGUCAACUGGCGACCGACUCGGUUCGUCGACGAGGUUCCCAGUUCACGUGUGUGCGGCCUCUGCCGCAUGAUCCCAAAACGGACGGUGCUGUUGCCGUGCGGUCACGCUCUGUGCCAAUCGUGCCACGCAGGCAGUCUCGAAGGGGGCGUCGGACAGUGUCCACUGGAUCAAGUGCAAUUCGAAGAAGCGGAGUGCGUCGGUUAUGAAUUUCCUACAAGGAUAGCGAAUACCUUGAAGGUACACUGCUGGAAGGAAGUUUACGGCUGCGAGUACACGGGAACCAUGGACCACAUGCUGGAACACUACGAGAACGAGUGCACAUUUCACACCGUGGAAUGUUUGCGAUGCGGCGAGAGAGUCCAGCACAGAGAACUGGCAACGCACUACGCGGCCGGAUGCAGGGUCGGUGUUCCUUCCACGACCACAGAGUUUGCCUCCUCGGAGAUUACAGCAGUGACACUUGAAGACGUGAACGCUGCCGUUGAAGACGUGAAGGCGAUGCUGCGAUGUCUCAACCACGACCAGCUGCUGCCAGUUAUUCACAGUCAGUUGAAUGAGCUUACGGAACAAGCCAGAAACCGGAAAGCCAGGGUCUCUGAGAUCAUUGGCGAUGUCAGAGCAUGCGAGCGCAAGUUAAACGUCAUCUAG